Messenger RNA from Dermatophagoides farinae (American house dust mite), 1268 nucleotides. The record is from RefSeq and is a predicted model, not a curated record. Lineage: Eukaryota; Metazoa; Arthropoda; Arachnida; Sarcoptiformes; Pyroglyphidae.
CUCAUUUUACAAACAAAUUAUUAAUACAAAAACAAAAACUAUCGAAUCAAAACUACAAAAUUCUUUUCAUAAACGAUGGACACUGUACAAGUUUAUUUUACCGAUUUAGAAUCUUAUCCACCUGUACGUGAUGUUUAUUGGAAAGAUUGUGAAUUCACAAUGAUGAAUCCAUUUUUAACUGAAGAAGAUAUAGUGAAUCCUAAAUUUCCACACGAUGGAUCCGAUCAUUAUUUUGUGAUUAAAAUAAUGAAAUUAAUUCCUACAGCACGUAGCCGUCUAAUACAAGAACGAGAACCAAAUCGGCAACAUCCAUUUCAUAAAGACAAUACAAAAAUGAUACAAUUGAGUAAUAUUCGUGAAUUGUGUUCAUAUUCACCAUCAGUGCUUACAUUUCAAAUAGAACAACGACGUAUUCAUUAUCGUAUUGAAUUUUCAAGUGAUGAAAAAUUAAAAUGGUUAAUUGGCUGCAUUAUGACUGAAAUUCAUUGUUUCACUUGGGAUCAACAACUGACUAAUCUUCGUGAACGUCGUUAUGUAGUGCAGAAUGAAAUUUUGUGGAAAAAAUAUUAUAAACCAAUUGAAUUGCCACGACAUUGCCGCCAUCAAAUUGAUGAUGACGAUGAUGAUGAAGUAACUUUCGAUAUCCAUCAACCAAAAUCAAUGAAAACUAUUGAAUCAAAACAACCAUUGAAUAUGCAACAGAUUAUUGAAUCGUGGGCGGCUGUUAAAAAUUCACCAAAUCAUUGUUGCCAUCAUCAUCAUCAUUCAUCUGCUUUCAAUGUUAAUGAUAAUGAUGAUGAUAAAAAAGAAGCAGAUAAAAAUUUUGAAUAUUCUAAUAUGGAUAAUGUUGUUGAUCAUUUCUGGUGUGAAGAAGAUAUGGAUGAUGUUGAAUUCGAUGAUGAUGAUGACUUUUUUUAUGAUAAUGAAUCUGAAGUUUCAGCACCAGAAACAUUUAUUGAUGAUGAUACUGAUGAAGAUGAAAAUCCUUUUUUCAAUGAAACAGAUGAUGAUAAAACAAUUGUUAAUGGCGAUCAUAGUGACAAUGAUUAUGAUAUGAAAUCAUUGAUUGAUGAAGAAUUAAAUCGUCAUAUUGUGGAUCCAUAUCUAAGUCCAUCGGUUGAACAUGCAUUCCAAUCAAUGUGUACCGGUUUCUUAUUCAUAAUGUUUUAUCAUCUUGCCUAUUUGGCUGCAUUCUACACUGGUGGCGAUACUGAAUUGGAUUAAUUGAAUUUUAUUAUUCGAAUAGAAAGAAUUUUUCAUACCGUUUU